This is a messenger RNA of Cuscuta epithymum, 1809 nucleotides long. The record is from the annotation of a GenBank genome assembly. Lineage: Eukaryota; Viridiplantae; Streptophyta; Magnoliopsida; Solanales; Convolvulaceae.
CUCACAUGGUAUCAAGAGCCCUAGGUUUCUAAUUUUUUUUUCCUCAUGUCUUCGGUCACUACUUCCGCCGCCGAGACCCAAACCGCUCCCCGCACCACUGCCGCGACUACAACGCCGGCAGAUGACGUGCCGGUAAUGAGCGUAGCUUCACACGACGGAUCCCUCACAGCGCCGCUGCAGUCCGAGAUACUCCAUCACCAUGUCUCGGGCUCGCCGCUUGAUACACCAUGGAUUCCGCCGAUUUUUACAUGGACACCAACACAACCUACAAUCCGGCCACCGCCUCUGUUUAAUGCCGACUCCCACGCCGAAUCCAGCAGUGCCGCGGCUGUCCGAGCUCGAUUUGGCGGUUCAACUUUGUCCGGAGCUCCUGGUCUGCGUAUGCCUCACACGGCCGAGCCUAUACACCGGCGCCAAUUGGAUAAUUCCAUUCCGGUUUCCUUUUCUGCGUUGGCGCAAGGUAUGACUCUUGGUUCUGCAAUCAAUCAAAUUGUUACCACCAAAUUAUUGAAGGUAGAAGAUUACUUACCUUGGCGAACUCAAUUUGAGUCGUUCUUGGUAGCGAAUGGUGUCCUCGGCAUUCUCGAUGGGUCGCUCCCUGCUCCACCGUUAUAUACCUAUGAUUUAUAUCAGGCUUCUUCCAUGAAUCCUGAAUAUUAUCACUGGUUAAAACUGGAUCAAACUAUUCGUGCCUGGCUAUUUGAUACUCUCUCUCGUGAAGUUUUGAUGGAGGUUCAUACUCUUAAGAAUUCCGCUUCAAUUUGGGAAAAGUUGGAAUCCCGGUUUAUGGCGGCAAGCCUUGCUCGUUCCAUGGAGUUAAAACAUCAGUUGACACAUUCACGAAAGAAGGCUAAUCAAUCCAUGGAAGAGUAUGUUCGUGGAAUUCAGACAAUAGCGGACAAUUUGAAUUCCAUUAAUUGCCCGGUUUCUGAUUCUGAUCUUUUACAACAUACUCUUUAUGGAUUGGGACCGGGUUAUGAAUCGCUUGUCGGACCACUUACACUUUUUCCCGAAGGACUUACUUUUGACAAAUUAUGCACCAAGUUGGUACAUCAAGAGGCACGAUUACAAUAUCAACAAUCUUUGGAAUCAUCAGUUGGUGCCCUUGCUUUUUCGGCCAACAUAUCAUCGGGAGGACCUCAGGAUGUGGCUCAUGCUGCCGGACAACAACAGCCCUAUAGGGGCGGCCGAGGAGGUCGCCGUGGCCGGGGGCGUGGACGUGGCCGCGGACGCCAGCAGUUUCCCGCGCCUGGUCAGCCGCUCCCCCCGCAGCAGCAGUCCCCCGCACAGCAGCAGCAGUUCGGUCAGCGGCCCCACUCCCACCAGCAGCAACAAUUCGGCCGCGGACAGCAGUACACUCAAUUUUCGGGACAACCGGGAAUCCCGUCUUUUGAGAAUAAUUUUGGUUCAGUCCCACCACCCGUUGUCUGCCAAAUUUGUCAUUCCCCAGGUCAUUCCGCUGUUUCGUGCCCGUCUCGUUUUUCUCAGCCAUCUACUCCUGCCUUAGCUGUUCCUACUGGAGAAUCCACUCCGGCUGUUUGGUAUCCUGACUCUGGCGCUUCCGCUCACAUGACCGCUAAUGAAGGACAAAAUUUCGGGGAAGGUGCUUCUGCGAGCUUCCAGUAAUGGUGGUGUCUACCCCAUCUCACUUUCUUCUUACUCACCUGUUGCUCUCGCCUCACAUGUUGCUCCUGGACCAGUCUGGCAUCGUCGGUUGGGGCAUUGUGACACUCGUAUCUUAGAUAGGCUUAGGAAGACUGGCAAUAUUCUUAGUAAUUCGCACUUUUCUGAUGAUUGUAUUUCUUGUCG